CUCACAAAUCCAAACACGUACUAAGUUCACACAGUAAAUCUGUGUUAGCAUUAAUGAUGCAACUAUAUAUAUAGUUGAUAAUAAAAUAGUUGAUAUCAUUUUCUUACACCAAAUUGUUUUGUAUAUAUCACAUUUUUUUGUGUGGAGAAAAUAUAAUCUAAUCUUUUAUUCCAAUGUUUCUUAGAUCAAUUAAAAAUGAACAUUAGUAUAACAGGUAUAAGACAUAUUCGGGUUGCAACGUUUAAUGUGGCAAUGUUCUCACUUGCCCCUCUGGUGCAAAACAUGGAGGAAACAACUUUGGGUGAUCAUAUAAGUCUAUCUCCGAAAGGGAUUCUGAAGCAGUCUCCGUUACAUCCUUCUGCAGUCAAGAAACCAAAGGUUUGCAUUAAUCUCCCGGAGAAUGAGAUCUCUUUAGCACAGAGCUACAGCUUUCUUAGCAUGGUAGAGAAUGAUAAGGAAAACAGAGGAAGUAUCUCGAUGAGGUCUCCCGUGUGUCUUCCCUCUUGUUGGUGGGAUCAAGAGAGCUUUAAUGGAUACAGCAGCGGGAGAAGCAUAGCUGAGUUGCUAGGAGAGUUGGAUGCAGACAUCUUGGCUUUGCAAGACGUGAAAGGAGAGGAAGAGAAACUCAUGAAGCCAUUAUCAGGUUUGGCUUCUGCUCUAGGUAUGAAGUACGUUUUCGCAGAAAGCUGGGCUCCUGAGUAUGGCAAUACAAUACUCUCGAAAUGGCCCAUAAAGAAAUGGAGAGUCCAGAGAAUCGCUGAUGCAGAUGAUUUAAGGAGUGUCUUGAAGGUGACUAUAGAGGUCCCAAGGGCAGGAGAAGUAAACGUGUAUUGUACGCAACUGGAUCAUCUAGAUGAGUAUUGGCGGAUGAAGCAAAUCGAUGCAAUUACUCGAGGAAAUGAAUCUCCUCACAUCUUGUUGGGAGGGUUGAAUUCUCUUGAUGGCUCUGAUUAUUCAAUAUCAAGAUGGAACCAUAUCGUAAAGGUUUAA
This is a messenger RNA of Thlaspi arvense, 990 nucleotides long. NCBI's taxonomy places the organism in Eukaryota, Viridiplantae, Streptophyta, Magnoliopsida, Brassicales, Brassicaceae. The record is from the annotation of a GenBank genome assembly.